Molecule: messenger RNA, 856 nt
Organism: Malaya genurostris
Lineage: Eukaryota; Metazoa; Arthropoda; Insecta; Diptera; Culicidae
Exons: 4
Coding region: 317-745 (142 amino acids)
Source: RefSeq, a predicted model, not a curated record
UCCUUUUCCAGUAGACCGUUAGAAGCCUUCGGGUGUACACCAGAAGAAGCUACCGAGGAUACCGAGAAGUCGUGACAAAGUGAAAAAGCCAAAAAGUAGAUUAAUUGUCAUUUGAGUCUAAAAGCGGUUGGAUAAUCCCCCAACAAGAAUCGCUUCCAGAACGUGUGUUGGAAAAACCAUCCGACGAGUAACUAAAGUGCGUGAGAACUAGUGCCAUUUGGAUUCAUCUGGCGGAAUAAAGAAGCGAGAUCUUUUUUCUGACUGCGAAAUCCGGAAAGUUGCUUUUGCUUCAGCCAGUGUACGAGUAGCAGCAAUAAUGCCAAGGGUAGUAGGGAAAAUGAGCAGCUUAGCGGCCGUAAUCCUGCUGAUUAUCGUCGGAUUAGCGGUUGAAGUUCGUACCAAAAUGAUCGACGUCGGAGGGGAAAAAUCUGCUGCACAGAAGUACUUUGAUGCCGUUGCACCGGAAGAUCAUGAAAGAUUCAUCAAAUAUCACUUGGACAAGGGCCUGGAGCAACGUAUACCGCAUCAUGUCAGCACCACUCCGGAUGACUUCGAUUUCAUCGAAUUCCAGGGAAGCGUUCGUCAACCGGAAAACUUCUCCGUUAAUUUGCUGAACCACUUCAAGAGUGUUUUCGGACUAACGGAUCGCGAUGUGUACAACUACGUAAGCCGCAACGUGGUAUGCACUCCGCAAGGCCAGUGCUUCAACCCGGGAGAUAUCGGUCAAAUUUGCUGUCCAUUCUGAUGCGUGAGCUGAUUAACGUGUCGUAAAAUUAUAUACAUUUUUAAAGCAAAGCUAUUUUAACUAUUCGAUUUGAUAUAUAUUAAGAUGCAGAAAUAAAAUUUUUUAUCGGAC